Molecule: messenger RNA, 1257 nt
Organism: Lolium rigidum
Lineage: Eukaryota; Viridiplantae; Streptophyta; Magnoliopsida; Poales; Poaceae
Product: THO complex subunit 7B-like
Exons: 4
Coding region: 238-969 (243 amino acids)
Biological process (GO): mRNA processing; mRNA export from nucleus
Cellular component (GO): THO complex part of transcription export complex
Source: RefSeq, a predicted model, not a curated record
CUCGUGCUCUCUCCUCCACAUCCCGGCAUCCUCCGUCGCACCAUCGUGCAGGCUGCGGCUUCCUCUGCCUCUGACCUUACACCAGUCGCCUUCUCCCCUCCAUUUAGUUGUGGAGCCUAGCUCGAAUUUACAUAUCUCCGAGAGCCAUCGUUGAAGCUGCUGCCCUCUGAUACAACUUUUGCAUAUUGCCUCCCUUGACGAACCAUUUUGACGUUGUUAGACCCCUCAAAUUGUGAAAUGCUUACCAAAGGGAGGAGAGUUGCUGGAAGGGGUGAAGCAAUGUCUGCACAUUAUGCAUUUGGGCCACAUGAGGAUGAUGCGAUUAUUAAGCACCGGCUUCUGACCAGGACCACAACUACCAGGGGUGAACCACCUCUAAAGAAGCUCCAAAAGAAGUUCAUGUCCUUCGCUGCCGAGACAGAGAAGGAUGCAGACAAUACAAUGGACUGUGAGAGACUGUACAAGGCCUUUCUACAGGAAAUUAACACUUUCGAGCUGCCUCUUCUGAAAAGCAAGGCUGUGGUUGAUGCAAACCUUAGGGAGAAGGAGAGCUUCAAUGAGCUGCAGGUCGAAAUCCAGCGACAAAUCUUGCAAGCUCAGACUGAUAUUGAGGAUCUUAAGAAGCAACUUGAACAAAGCAAGAUUGAGAGGCAGCACAAGGAGGAGUGUGAAGCGAUCAGAAAACUGAUUUCUUUGCAGCCUCCACGGUCAGAAACCAAGAAACUCAUUGCUGAUCUUGAGAAGGAGAUAACUAAUUUGGAGGCUGAGAGUGCAGCAUGUGCAAGGACGUUAGAGCUUCGGAAGAAGCAGUUUGCUCUUCUCCUACAUGUGGUGGAGGAAUUGCAAAUCUCUAUCGAAGAUGAGCAAAGGAGCAUAGCAGAUGAGCUGAGAGCCGCCGCUGAGGAGCCAAAGAUGAGCAUGGAGGGAGGUAGUGGUGGCGGUGCUUCAGAUGCAAUGGCUGUAGACUGACUGAUCAAUGGUCCUGUAGCACCAGCGAGUCUAACAGUUCUGUGGUUGAUGGUGUUCUUUCAACUAUAAGGUGCAAUCUCGACGGUGAAGCUGUUCCCCCGUUCCGAAUUAUAAGAACUUACCGCAUGUGUAUAGACGUGUUUUUGUCUGUCUAUUCACUCAUUUCAGGUCGUAUGUAGUCUACAUUAAAAUAUCCAAAACAUUUUAUAAUUCGGAAGGUAGGGUGUAUGUUAUAUGAAGAAAAACCACAAUAUAUCAUGGUGGAACGUCUUCUCAUCCAGACUCAAA